This is a messenger RNA of Fraxinus pennsylvanica, 1740 nucleotides long. The record is from the annotation of a GenBank genome assembly. Lineage: Eukaryota; Viridiplantae; Streptophyta; Magnoliopsida; Lamiales; Oleaceae.
AUGACUAGAUCGUCAUCUACACGACUCUUAGGUGCUAUCAUUUUACUCCUCAUAGCUUCGCUACCGUUCGCCGCCGUGUCAGGGGAUUCGCAGCUGCUCGACGGAGGUGACGCCAAUGCCACAUCCGGCGGCAACCGGACUCGGCCGAAGGAAGACACAUUUGCUGACAUGAUUGAUCGUGCUCUAGAGAAGGAGUUCCCUGAGAAUGAGGAUCAGAACGAAGCAAAUGAUGCAGGUGGCUUCAACAACAGCGUGACAGAGAAGCAGGCAGUUUUGGAGACUGUAGCUAGAGUCAAGACGAAGAAAAAUGAGACAAAAGAUGAAAAAUCCUUUAAGCUUCAUCAUGUUUUCAAUCUGGAUAACGACAAUGGAGUUGAAGAAACUCCUACACUUAUAGAUAGAAAGGACAACGUCUUUAUUAUAUCAAAUUUCAAAUCUAAAUAUCCAGUGCUGCAGUUAGACUUGAGACUUAUAUCAGAUCUGGUUGUUGUCAUUGUGUCUGCAACUUGUGGUGGAAUUGCUUUUGCUUGUGCUGGACAACCGGUUAUUACUGGAUACCUGUUAGCGGGAUCUAUUGUUGGACCUGGUGGUUUCAAUGUAGUCAGUGAAAUGGUGCAAGUCGAGACAGUGGCUCAGUUUGGUGUAGUUUUUCUUCUUUUUGCUCUGGGAUUGGAGUUCUCCACAACAAAGCUUCGAGUUGUUCGAGCAGUUGCAGUUCUUGGAGGCUUACUCCAAAUUCUCCUAUUUAUGUGCCUGUGUGGAAUUAUAUCCUCGUUAUGUGGAGGUAGAGCUUCGGAGGGCGUGUUUAUUGGUGCCUUUCUCUCAAUGUCAUCUACAGCAGUGGUAUAUAAAUUUUUGAUGGAGAAGAACUCUACCAAUGCCCUUCAUGGUCAAGUUACCAUAGGCAUUCUCAUUUUGCAGGACUGUGCUGUGGGGUUACUGUUUGCUCUGCUUCCAGUCCUGGGUGGAACCUCUGGUGUUCUGCAGGGAGCAAUAUCGAUGACUAAAUCGUUGGUGGUGUUGAUCGCUUUUUUGGCUGUUUUAUCAAUAUUGUCGCGGACCUGUGUACCUUGGUUCCUCAAACUUAUGAUUAGCUUGUCAUCACAGACCAAUGAGCUUUAUCAGUUGGCUUCGGUGGCAUUUUGCCUACUUGUAGCUUGGUGUAGUGACAAGCUUGGUCUAAGUUUAGAAUUGGGUUCAUUUGCUGCUGGAGUGAUGAUAUCGACUACGGAUCUCGCUCAACAUACUCUUGAACAAGUUGAACCGAUUCGAAACAUGUUUGCUGCUCUUUUCCUGGCUAGCAUUGGGAUGUUGAUCCAUGUUCAUUUUCUAUGGAAUCAUGUUGAUAUCUUACUUGCAUCAGUUAUAUUAGUGGUUAUUGUUAAAACCGUUGUAAUUUCCGUAGUUGUCAAGGGAUUUGGCUACAACAACAAAACUUCAUUACUUGUUGGUAUGUCUUUAGCACAAAUCGGGGAAUUUGCAUUUGUAUUGCUGAGUCGUGCUUCAAAUCUUCAUCUUGUUGAGAGUAAAGUGUACUUGCUGCUUCUUGGGACAACUGCUCUUAGUCUGGUGACUACUCCGUUGCUUUUCAAGUUAAUUCCUGCAGUUGUACACCUUGGUGUUCUGUUACGGUGGUUCCUACCCGAUAGUCAAAGUGAGCUGGGAUUUAAAGGAGACAAUCUUCGGUCGGACAGUGCUAAGCAGAGGAUUGCUUUGAUAGCCAAGGAUCUCGAUUCGUGA